Molecule: messenger RNA, 999 nt
Organism: Sardina pilchardus (European sardine)
Lineage: Eukaryota; Metazoa; Chordata; Actinopteri; Clupeiformes; Clupeidae
Product: calmodulin-regulated spectrin-associated protein 1-B-like
Exons: 5
Coding region: 91-987 (298 amino acids)
Source: RefSeq, a predicted model, not a curated record
GGCACGCAGAGAUUUUGGCUUGAUUUUCGAUAGUGAUCUUCGACAUUACUCACACGUUUGAACUUACGACCUUCCUCUGGUUUAGAGUUCAUGGAAACUCAGGCACCUGAGAUGAAGAUGGGGGUGGAGACCUCUGGAGAGAGGCAGCAGGAGGACAGGGCCUCUUUAAUGGAGAACACCACCUCUGUCAAGGACGUGAAGACCUGUGGAAAGGUGGAGAAGGCAGACAGGGCUUCUGAGCUGAGGGAACUUGAGGAGCACUUCUAUGCUCUUGAGGCAGACAGGAGAAACCUCCAGUAUCUCCUGCAAGAGCAGAAAGAAGACCAUGCAAUGGCACUGAGAGCCCUGGAGAGAGAAGCUAUCCAGGAGAGACUGGAGUGGGAGAGGCAGAUGAGGAAGAGAGAGGAGGCCCUGCAUUCUGCCUUUAUGUCUGUGGUUAUCAGCAGACAAAAGAUGUUGAAAGACCUGAAGAGUACCACCAGUCUCAUGGACAGGACCAGUGGGACUGGACACAUUGUCACCUCUCCUACUGUUCCUCAGGGUGGCAAAAACCAGAACGGAACAGCAGUGGGCCUGGACAGGCAACGCAGAAAAUGGUGGUUCCUCUCAUGCUGCUCUUCCCAUGUUGAUUCUCAGGACUCGAACACCAGCAGUGCGACAGCAGACAAGAUGGCAGAUCUGCAGCUGAUCGCAAAGCUGGAGGAGCGUGUUAGAAAGGCUGAAGCAAAAAAGCAGCAAAAAGCCCUUAAGAAGGCAGAGAAGAAGGCAGAGAAGGCAGAGAAGCAGGCAGAGAAGGCAGAGAAGAAGGCAGAAAAGCAGGCAAAGAAGGCAGAGAAAAAGGCAGAAAAGCAGGCAAAGAAGGCAGAGAAGAAAACGAUGAAGGCUGAGAAGAAGACAGCCAAGAAAGAGGCAAAGAAAGCAGGGAAGAAGGAUGAAGUCAAGGAAAACAGUCUGAAACAGUCUCUGUCUUCAGCUACAAAGGAAUGAUGACAAUGCCUU